AGUCAAAUAGCGCGCGCCUGUAAUGUUCUAGUAAAACAAAAGAUUAAUUAAUUAAAUAAGUAUAAAAUAUGCAAAUUGUAAAUAUCAUUAGAUAAUUGAAAUUGCUUGACUUAUACCAUGUUGUGUGUGUGUGUGUGUUUGUGUGUGUUCGAUAGUUUCAUUUAAAUGUUAGUCAUUGACAUGUCAUCAUAGUUAAAAUAGUUUACGCAUAACAGUUCUGAUAACACUAUUUAUCGAUAUUACCAUUGACUCACCGAUAUGCUAAAAUUUAAGCGCAUACCGAGGUCAUACACAAAAUUGUGCAUGUUAGCCACUUGAAAACAUACUGAUGAUAUUCAAAUUGCGAACAUACGAGAAUAAUUAGUUUCCAUCGUCAGGCAUGUAGAAAAAAUAAGCAAUGCUCGACUAUAAAAGAAAUUGCGGCAGCGUUAACCUCCGCGAGUUUGCUAUUUCGUUACUUCGGCCAAAUAUUUUGGUUAUGUCAUAAGAGUGUGUUUGAGUCUAAAAAACCUAAAAUCUUUUUUUCGAAAAAUUGUUGUUCGAUUGUGAUUCUAAAUGCGUGUGCAAUUGCUGUUGAUUUUAUUUUUCGCGAGCACUAUCUUAGCGCGAAGUGCUCGAAAUAAAAGGGAUGUGACCACAGUACAACCUUCAUCCAUCUCUACAACUAAAGUUAACAAUGAAAAUACGACAACAGGCGUUACUACAGGCGAAGAUGAAUGUAGAGAAAUUAUUUGUGUUAGUACUUUUCAACCGUUAAAGAUGACGUCUAAGUUUUAUAAAACAUCAUUAAUGGCCAUUAAUAAUACUUUAGCGAAGUUUAGGAAAGCAAUAAAUACAAUGAGCAACUUUGCCCUAGGCGUUAUGAUGCAACUGAUUGUGACAGUGAUACAGAUGAUGAUGAGGAUGAUAAAGUCAUUGAUGAGAUAUUUUUAAUUCCUAUUUUAUUUAGUUUAAAAUUGAUAAAAAAACAUAUCUUCCAACCUUUUAGUAAGUAAUUUACAAAUAUGUUUAAAUUUUUCUUACCUGGUCGUAACAUUUUUUACUAAUAAUUAUUUAAUUUAUCUAUAACAAAAAAAUUCAUUUAUUCUUAAAUAAAAAAGUAGAGAGUAAAACCAAAUACAAAAAUCUGCUUUUUCGCAUAUAAAUAUAUCCUUUAUUAUUAAUAAUAAAAUUUGUUUAAUUCACAUAAUACAUCACUAUCAUCUUACUAUCUCGAUUCUGCAUUGUACAGUCUUUAACAUUGCUUUAACUUAUUGUUAAUCGAUUGUUGUCGAUAUCAAAUAACAUAUAAGAAUAAUGAUUGUUAAUUUACUAAAUUUAUAUAUUCAUCUAUAAAGAUAUAUAUAUGGAAUACAAAAAUCUUAACAAACUAUUCAUGCUUAUGUUAUUGAAGAUAAUUCGACCUACAAUCUCUAUUGAGUACUCGGAACUAAAUCACAUAAUCAUGCACGCUAUCUAUCUAACUGCUGCCGAUUGUUAUUGACAUUGAAAAUCAAUAUAACAUACAAUUACUGUAAAACAGAGUUUUUUUUACAAUUAUUGUAAAAUGGUGCAUGGUUAAAUUCUCAUAAAUGAAUAUCGUGCAUGCAAGAAUUAGAAUUCAUCUCACAAUUCAUCUCAUUAUGAAAGUAGGAAUAAAAAUCCUGUUCCACUAGAAAAUUACAAAUUACAACAAUCGAUCGUAAUCUUCAUUCUAGUUAUUACAAUUUGUUCUCAUAUUCAAAUUAACUUUUCUGUUGCCAGAUUUUACCGUACAUGAUCUGUAAAUAUCUGUCUACGAACAUUAAAAUGAUCAACAAGUUACAUUUCUGAUAUUCUUUUUUAAGAAAGGUAGAAAUAUAAAUAAUUAUUAGCUAACAAGAUUGGACUAUCAUUAGAAAAUUGCAAUAUUAAUCACUGGAGAUUACAAGAACAUUAUCAAGAGCCACUUUAAGAAGGAGGUCCAUCAAUUAAAUACCUAUCAUAUUUUUUGGUACAUAGCGGGAACAUUUUGGUCAACUAUACAUCAACGUAUCUUUACUUAAUUGUCUUGUAUGUAUAGAGUAAGCCUUAAUAAUCGACAACGUAAUCGUUACGUUUCUU
Molecule: messenger RNA, 2082 nt
Organism: Monomorium pharaonis (pharaoh ant)
Lineage: Eukaryota; Metazoa; Arthropoda; Insecta; Hymenoptera; Formicidae
Exons: 3
Coding region: 556-933 (125 amino acids)
Source: RefSeq, a predicted model, not a curated record